Pogoniulus pusillus (Red-fronted tinkerbird) is the source of this 5965-nucleotide messenger RNA. RefSeq names its product ankyrin repeat and fibronectin type-III domain-containing protein 1-like. The transcript has 25 exons. Lineage: Eukaryota; Metazoa; Chordata; Aves; Piciformes; Lybiidae. Gene Ontology annotation, molecular function: protein binding. The coding region runs from base 379 to 4395 and encodes 1338 amino acids. Gene Ontology annotation, biological process: signal transduction; establishment of mitotic spindle orientation; regulation of establishment of bipolar cell polarity. Gene Ontology annotation, cellular component: spindle. The record is from RefSeq and is a predicted model, not a curated record.
GGCGGGCUGGGCUGGCCGGAGGACGGGGGUGGCUCCCGGGGCCGCCCCUCUGCCCGCUUCCUCCGCCGCCUGCCCCGGGCCACGACCGGAGCUUGCUGCCCACCGCCGGCGGCGGUAGCAGGGCCGUGCCGGGUUCCUCGGCUUCAUCCCCGGCGUGCGGCAGGAGGGGCCCGAGGGACGGCGGAGUGUGCUGCUGCUUGCCCAGGCUGUGGAGCUGGUGGUGCUAAUUGGAGGAGGUGUUCCCCCAUCUGGAGUCGUGGUGGUGUCCCUGCUGUGCUGAGGCAGAGCAGCACAGGGUGGCUAAGGAUGGUGGAGUGUGGAGGUCUGCAUCGCUGCUGGGAGCCUGGGAGUUGCUGCUGGAGAGCCUGAGGCGAGGGGAUGGACCUUGUCAGAGGGUCCCUGGACAGAAAGCUGCAGCGGCCACUGCUGGGGAAGUCUCGGACGCUGCCCAGCAUCCCGCAGUCGCCGGUGCUGAGCAGGCUGCCCCUGCUGGACUCCAAGACCCGCAGGGACGAGAUGCCAGAGCAAAAGCCCUACCAAAUGCACCCCAAUGGCUCUGAGCACCAGAAAGGCUGCACCGUCCCUUCCACCGGGGAUGCCUGGCGGCUGGAGGACGACUGUGCAGAGCCUCCGAGCGCCCCCCGGCUGGGCACGGCGGUGGAGGAUGCCCCCUUCAGCUACUUCCGCACCCGCUCCUUCUACAUGAGGAAGAGCCUGUCGGUGGACAACCACCUGGGGGCCCUCAGCUACGCUGUGCACCCGGCAGAGACCAAGGCCGAGCGGGUCAGGACCAAGCUGCGGCGGCAGUUCAGCCUGGGGUCAGCAGACAAGAAGGACUUCUACCAGCCCAAGUCGGAAAGCAGCCUCUCUAGGUUUGCCCACCGCUUGUCGGUGAAGCAGAAGCAGGAGAAGAGAAGGAAAGCUGAGUAUGGCUCAGCCGAGCUGUCUGCCUUCCGGCCCAGGUCCCUGAGCAUUGAAUGGUCAUCGUCCCCUAAGAUGACGCAGCAGAUGCGGGACCUGCAGCUGGCGCAGGCCAGGAAGCCUCCAGGCCCUUCCUCACCCAACGCAGCCAAGAGGCUCUACCGCAACCUGUCCGGGAAGUUCCGCGUCAACUACACCUCCUUCGACGAGGGCAGCCUGGCCGGGCGCGGCGACAAGGACAAGCUCCGCAAGUCCUACCUGUUCCAGAGCAAUGCUGCCCUUUUCGAGGCUGUGGAGCUGCAGGACCUAGACAGGGUCCAGGAGCUGCUGAAGCAGUACAGCCCGGAGGAGCUGGACCUCAACACUCCCAACAGCGAGGGGCUACUGCCCCUGGACAUCGCCAUCAUGACCAACAACGCUCCCAUCGCCAGGGCUCUGCUGCAGGCAGGAGCAAAGGAGAGCCCACACUUCGUGAGCCUGGAGAGCCGCUCGCUGCACGUCUCGACGCUGGUGCGGGAAGCGGAGCUGCGCGUCAACGAGCUGACGGCGCAGGUGGUGAACGAGGCGCCCGGCGCCGACUGCUCCGACAAGGAGAAGCAGCUGAAGGCCUGGGAGUGGCGCUAUCGGCUCUACAAGCGCAUGAAGGCAGGCUUUGAGCACGCCCGAGUGCCAGAUGCCCCUACCAACGUCCACCUCUCUGUGGCCAGCAGCUCCUCGGUGCAGGUGACCUUCUGGGAGCCCCUGAGCGUCAACUCUGCUGUUGUCACCAAGUACAAAGUGGAGUGGAGUUGCUCAUCCACCUUCUCACCUGUGCUGGGGGAGGCUGUGGUCGACAAGCUGAAGAACCUGCACUACACCAUCCAGGGGCUGACAUCGGGCACAGCUUACUACGUCCGGGUGUCUGCCUACAACAUGAAGGGCUGGGGCCCCCCGCAAGCCUCCGUGCCCCCUUUCGCCAUCCCUUCCAACUGGCGGGAGUACGACGGCCGUGCCCCGCGGCGACGGGGCCAAGCUGAAGCUCUGGACCAUCUGCUGAGCCAGGUGAAGACUGUCCACCAGCACUGCGUCUGCCAUGAGCCCUGCAAGAACCAGCCCCAGAGCAGAAAACACUCGGUCUCCAAAAGCCUCAAGCACCUCUUCCACCCUGGCAGCAAGUUCCUCAAGACACUGAAGCGGGGUCUCUACCUGACAGCCAUCUUCUACAAGGAUGACAACAUCUUGGUGACCCAUGAAGACCAGAUCCCUGUGGUGGAGAUCGAUGACACCUACUCCUGCCUGCUCAUGCAGGAUUUUCUCUGGUUCACCAAGGUGUCGUGCAUGUGGGAGGAGAUCCUGUGGCUGCGGCAGUGCGUCACCGUCUCCCAGUCCUCCUGCUCCUGCGUCCUGCAGACGCGCUUCAAGAUGCUGCUGGCCAUCUCUCAGAUGCAGGGGCUGCUGGGUAUCCAGGAUCUGGGGCAGGUCUUCUUCGAGCCUGUCAAAGAUAAACAGGGCAACAUCCUCAUCGUCACCCUGAAGGAGGUGAAGACCAACCAGACCUUCGAGAGCGUCCGCUGGGUGCCGGUCUGCAAGCUGCAGAGCAGCCGCAAGUCAGUGUCCUCCCCAGAGGAGCCUACUGCUCUGGACACGCUGCUCAUCUCCAUCCAGGACAAGCUGGCUUACCACCAGCGGAGCAGCCAUGCCCUCUCCCCAGGCCUCUACCUGGGCUACCUGAAGCUCUGCAGUGCCGUGGAUCAGAUCCGAGUGCUGGUGCCCGAGCAGCUCCCCAACAUCCUGUGCCACGUCAAGAUUCGCUCCAACCCCAACGUCUCCAGGGAGGAGUGGGAAUGGCUGCAGAAGAUGGCCAGCAUGGAUGAGCCUGUUCCUGUGGAGCCAGAGGCUGAGACUUCCCAGAACCACUUGUUUCAGGAGCUCCAAGUGGCCAUCAAGGAGCUGAUAACCCUGGUCAACAUCCCAUUGCAAGAGGCCAAAGAUUUCCGUCUGUACAGUCAAGAGGUGCUGGACUUUGGGGACCAGGUCUCCUUCCUGCUGCUGCUGCCUCCCUCAGAUGAUGUCUGCACUGCUCCAGGCCAGAACAACCCCUACACCCCUCGCUCCGGCUUCCUCACGCUGCCGCUGCAGAUAUUCGAGCUAGUCCACUUCUUCACCUAUGACCGGGAGUUCAUCACCCAGUACUGCCAGGUGUCUGCCCUCCUGGAGCUGGAGUCACUCCUGUCUCAGCAGAGCCUCAGGGAGGCCUUCUCCGACGUUGAGCUCUCCACUGCCAAGCAGAGGCACCAGCAGAUCCAGGACUACAUGCAGCAAAUGGAGGAGAUCUGGCGUGAGAUGCGCUGGAUCAUGGAUGCCCUGCAGCACGCCCGCUACAAGCAGCCCUCGGGCGGGGUGUCUCUCGGUGGCUUCCUCGGCGAGGCUGGUGGUGCAGCCAAGGAGAAACCCCGAUCCAGCUCCUCCCACCUCGACUACCUUCCCUCCCCAGCAGCCUCGCCGGAGACCAGCCGUAAGCUCAACUCCGACUCUCACGGGCUGUCAGAUGAGGAGGGCUCCUCGGAGGUGUUCCUGGCCACUGACAGCGACUACGACUCCAGCAGGGCACAGAGCCCGAAGGAGCUCGACCUGCUCUACUCCUCCGCGGGGCCCGAGUGCUGCAGCAGGAGAGCCGCCCGCAGCCUGCGGGACAGUGCUCCGGACGUCCUGCAGACCCACGAGCUAAAGACACCACCGCCACCACCUCCAGCUCCCGCGGGGGAGCCGCAGCCCCACGCCGAGCUCUACGACAGCGACUUUGUGCUGCCCAGCCGGCAGAUCGAGCUGCUGCGCAUCACGGAGAAGCGGCACGCUUACUGCGUCCGCACCAGCAGCCUGGACUUCCCCAAGCCCCACUGCCAGGCGGCCAGAAAGUCCUGCCCCGGCUCCGUCGACAGCUCCCCGACGGAGAGCAGGACCGCGGGGCAGCAGUGCGGCCAGCUCAGGCCGGGGACUGGCACCGCGCCCAGCCCCGAGCGUGGCCGGGGCGGGCAGGGCUCGGAGCCUGUCUUCCGGACGCGCUCGGCCGAGUGGACUCAGAACUUGCAGGAGCAGCUGGAGCAGCCCGGGGGCUGCUCGGGCGACCGAGGGAAGAAGCCAGGCUCUGUCACCCUGCGGGUCUGUCCUCAGUACGAAACUGGACUCUCCAAAGACACCAGCGUCAAGCUGCACAUCACCAGCCAGACGUCCGCUGGGGAGGUGGUGAAGCUGGUGGUGCUGGAGAUGAACGCCAUCUCCCGCGCCGUGCUGGGCACCUCGGCCGCCUUCUGCUACAGCGAGGAGCAGCUGGAGCACUUCGGACUGCUGUUCGCCUCCGACGAGGGCGAGCGGUGGCUUCCCGAUGACUUCCUGCCGCUGUCCCUCCAGAGCAGCCAGCCCGAGGGGCGGUUCUACGUCCGCAUCAAGGAGACCUCCCCUCUGGUGCUCCAGUACGGGCCAGCGACCACCGUAUAAGAGCAGGAGAGCCGGCGGGGCGGUGCGGGACCUCAGCUUCCAGAGAGCAGACAGCUCGUCUCUGAUGCUUCCUUCUUCCACAGACACCCUCUCAUCAGGCGUCCGCGGGGUGGAAUGGGCUCACACCGGGCUGUGUCUUAGUUGUUUGUGUUCUUCUCCUUGCUUUUUUUUUUCCCCCCUUCCCCCCCCUCCCCUUUUUCUUUCUUUUUUUUUAACCAAAGAGACACCAAGACUCAGUUUUUCUGACUGCAGAAGAGGAGGGUGGAGUGCAGAGACCUCAGAGUUUGGGAGGAAUCUCUGCAGGAAUGGAAUUUUUGAAAGUAAACAGUUUUCAAAGGGGAAGUGAGGGGAAGAAAGAGAGGAAAAAAAUUAGAAGAAGAAGGAGCAGCAAUACCUUUUUUUUUUUUCCUUCUGUAAAGCCUUGUUUGGGAUUCACUGAAGGCAAAGCCACAGAGGACUGCUGGGGUGGGUUGUGGUGUUCACCAGGAGAGAACAUGAGUCACAAAGGCAGCACUGAGAGGGUGUUUUCCUGCCUGCACUCCUUGCACUGUACCUGGAGAAACGAUUCUUGCACAUAGAUCCUGUAGAAUCCUAGGUCAGGUUGGAAGGGAGCUCAAGGAUCAUCCAGUUCCAACCCCCCUGCUGCGGGCAGAGACACCUUCUACCAGCCCAGGUUGCUCAAGGCUGGAGCUGCUGUGGUCUUCUGGGCAGCCAGCUCCAGCCUGGGGCUUCCCAAGGGCCGAGGCAGGUGCAGAGGGGGUCCCAGGUAGCUGCUUCCCAGCAAGGGGCUGCAAGCUGUGCACAGCUCUGUGCUGCUCCGAGCCAGAGGCUUUUGAUCCUGCUGCCCAUCAACCCAUUUGCAGCAGGCGCAUGGAAAUCCCAGCAUGGUGGGGAUUGGAGGGGACCUCUGGGCAUCAUCCAGUCCAACCCCCCCUGCUAAAGCAGGGCAUCCACAGUCGCUUGCUCAGUUUCAUAGAGUCACAGAAUGGUAAGGGUUGGGAGGGAGCUCUGGAGAUCAUCCAGUUCAGCCCCCCUGCCAGAGUAGGAUCAUCGAGGGCAGGUGGCACAGGAACACAUCCUAGAUGGGUUUCAAAAGCCUCCAGAGAGGGAGACUCCAUAACCUCUCUGGGAAAAUGAUACCUUGGAGCAAAUUUUGUUCCAAACCUUGGGACAAACUGAUAGGAUUAUUUAGUGGUUGGGUGUUUUUUUUUCUUCCCCUGAUGAAAACAAAAACCCAUCAUAAUUGUGCUGGGGACCCUGGAGUUGUGCAAGAGAUGAAGCCCCUCUGACUUGUUUUAGAGACAAAAGGAGUGGCACAGCCAACCUCACAUGCCAGCUGGGUUGGUACCACCACCAGAGGUUUGCUAUAGGGCACCCACUGCAACCCUCCCACCCAUCCCCCUGGGAUCUUCUUUCCUCUUUGGUUGCUGUUUUGUUCUGGUGAUUGUGCUUGGCCUCUCUUGUACGUCCUACAGCAUGAUGUUUUGUUAGCCUCUAGGGCUCUUGUUAGCAAGGUUCUUUUUCUGAUCUCCUGUGGUCCAUAGUAAAGAUGACUGCUGCUGACCGUGUA